Molecule: messenger RNA, 1609 nt
Organism: Oncorhynchus tshawytscha (Chinook salmon)
Lineage: Eukaryota; Metazoa; Chordata; Actinopteri; Salmoniformes; Salmonidae
Product: ATP-dependent RNA helicase DDX39A
Exons: 10
Coding region: 124-1407 (427 amino acids)
Biological process (GO): mRNA splicing, via spliceosome; mRNA export from nucleus
Molecular function (GO): RNA helicase activity; ATP binding; RNA binding
Source: RefSeq, a predicted model, not a curated record
UGAUAUUACUGUAUUUUAGUGGAGGCGGAAGUUCCGGCUUGUCGUAUAAACUGAGGCCUCCUCUCCAUGUGGUUUUGAGGAGCAUUUUUUGGAGGUUGAAUUGUAACAUCGCUGUAAGACAGAAUGGCUGAGACUGACGUUGACAAUGAGCUGCUGGACUAUGAAGAGGAUGAGGAGCCUCAGGGAGCCCCGGAGACUACUGCCCCAGCAGGCAAGAAGGAGGUGAAGGGCUCCUAUGUCUCCAUCCACAGCUCUGGCUUCAGAGACUUCCUGCUCAAACCAGAGCUGCUCCGCGCUAUUGUCGACUGUGGCUUUGAGCAUCCAUCUGAAGUUCAACAUGAGUGCAUCCCUCAGGCCAUCCUGGGCAUGGACAUCCUUUGCCAGGCCAAGUCUGGUAUGGGCAAAACUGCAGUGUUUGUUCUUGCCACACUACAGCAGAUUGAGCCUGUGGAUGGACAGGUGUCAGUUCUAGUAAUGUGCCACACACGAGAGCUGGCCUUCCAGAUCAGUAAAGAGUACGAGCGUUUCUCCAAGUACAUGCCCACAGUAAAGGCAGCCGUGUUCUUCGGGGGCCUGUCUAUCAAGAAGGAUGAGGAUGUGCUGAAGAAGAACUGCCCUCACAUUGUGGUGGGAACCCCUGGCCGAAUCCUGGCCCUCAUCCGCAACAAGACCCUCAACCUAAAGAACGUCAAGCACUUUGUCCUGGAUGAGUGUGACAAGAUGCUGGAGCAGUUGGACAUGAGGCGUGACGUACAGGACAUCUUCAGGCUAACACCACAUGAGAAGCAGUGCAUGAUGUUCAGUGCCACCCUCAGCAAGGAGAUUCGACCGGUCUGCCGCAAGUUCAUGCAGGAUCCCAUGGAGGUGUUUGUAGAUGAUGAGACCAAGCUGACGCUGCACGGUCUGCAGCAGUACUACUGCAAGCUGAAGGACAGCGAGAAGAACCGCAAGCUCUUUGACCUGCUUGAUGUGCUGGAGUUCAACCAGGUGGUGAUCUUUGUCAAGUCAGUGCAGCGCUGUGUGGCGCUCUCUCAGCUACUGGUGGAACAGAACUUCCCUGCCAUUGCCAUCCACAGGGGCAUGGCUCAGGAGGAGAGGCUGUCCCGUUACCAGCAGUUCAAGGACUUCCAAAGGCGGAUCUUGGUGGCCACCAACCUGUUUGGCCGAGGGAUGGAUAUCGAGCGAGUCAAUAUUGUCUUCAAUUACGACAUGCCUGAGGACUCGGACACCUACUUACACAGGGUGGCCCGUGCUGGGCGGUUUGGAACCAAGGGUCUGGCUGUUACCUUUGUGUCAGACGAGACCGAUGCCAAGACUUUGAAUGAUGUGCAGGACCGCUUUGAGGUCAAUGUGGCCGAGCUGCCAGAAGAGAUCGACAUCUCCACUUACAUUGAGCAGUCCAGAUGAGUCCUCCAUCCCAGAAGAAAUGUCCGCUAACCCUGAAUCUGUCCUUGUUUGGAUGAAAAACCUUCCUCGCUGUUUUAUUUUAAGCUCUGUUCCUUGACUGUUCACUAAAUGUAUUUUUAUUUUAUCAUUGGGGGUUGUCUGGUUUUAAUUUUGUUGUGGUUUAUUUUUGGUCAAUGAAAUUAAAACUUUUUAUAAAAUUCCA